AUGGCUAAAUUGGGUUUCUCUACUCAGACAAACCCCUUCAAGCCUUCCUCUCUUUCUCCCCCAUAUUUCUGGUUCUGCCGUUCGUGUUCUAACGUUUACUCUUCUUCUUCUCGCACUGUUUGGGCUUGUUCGAGAAAAGCCCUCCGUAGGCCAGAAGAUUUCAAACUCGAAAGUGCAAAUGGUUCCUUAUCAACUGGAACUCUUAAUGUUGAUUCCCAUCAGUUAAAAAGAUCAAGUUAUAGUACUAUGGAACAUGAUGAAAGUCAAAUGCACUAUCAACGAAGAUAUACAUAUCCAUCUCCUCACUCGAAGAUGCCUUUUGUGCAUAGAGGGGGCAGAAGCACAGAGGGAGUAAAUGGAGAAGUUUGGGGCAGCCAUGUCACUCUUGGACAUACUGCUGAAGCCUGGGGUAAAGCAGCUGAAGAAUGUAAAAUAAACAAGGCAUUAUUUGCACAUAAAAAAAACAAUGCUGUGAAUCUUAGAACCCUUCCAGAAAAUACUGCAAAAAGAGCUAAGUUGGGAGUCCUAGAAGAUUCAUCUGAGUGUAUCAAAAGGUAUAAAGGAGAUGGAAGUAGACCAAUCAGUAAAGAAACGGAAUACAGUGCGAAUGUAGGACAACUCAGGCCGCUUGUAUCGCAUAACCCAUUGUCUGUUGAUGAUGUUAGAAGUAACAAAGUAUGCAUGAAUAAUGGCGAUGGUUCAAUGUCAUUGCAAAACCAAUCAUUGUUAGAAGGUGUUCUGCCUAAUAGGUUAUUGUUGGAGGAUAAUGCGGAGAAUGGGAAAGAUGAAGUUUCCAAAAACGUCAAUGAACUUGCUAUCGAUGAAAUAAAAAUUAGUCCUGCUGAUCAUAAAUGUGUUAUUGCUGACAUUGCUAACGGGACUCGGAUUGAGCAAAUUACUCAUGAACCAAAGAAUAUUUUUGAGAGGCUUUGUAGUGUAUAUGACAAGGUUCUUGUAGUUAAUAGCAUUACCGCAGCUAGGGAAGUGGUUGGUUUGCUCACAAAUCAAUACAGGCAUCUUGUUCACGCAUGUGAUACCGAGGCAUCCAAGAUUGAUGUCAAGGAGGAGACACCUGUGGACCAUGGAGAAAUUAUAUGUUUUAGUAUAUAUUCUGGUCCAGAGGUCGAUUUUGGCAAUGGGAAAUCUUGUGUCUGGGUGGAUGUUCUUGAUGGUGGUGGCAAGAAUCUAAUGGCCGAGUUUGCUCCAUUUUUUAAGGAUUCUUCCAUUAAAAAAGUGUGGCACAAUUACAGCUUCGAUAAUCACAUAGUAGAGAAUUAUGGACUAAUAGUUUCUGGUUUUUUCGCUGAUACAAUGCACAUGGCUCGGCUGUGGAAUUCGUCUAGGCGAACAGAGGGUGGGUAUUCUUUAGAAGCACUUACGGGUGAUCCCUCUGUCAUGUCUGAUGCUAAGCUGCGCCCUGGUGAAGAGAUGAUUGGUAAAGUAUCAAUGAAAACCAUCUUUAGCAGGAAAAAAAUGAAAAAAGAUGGAUCUGAGGGAAAAAUAAUGGUCAUUUCGCCAGUUGAAGAGUUGCAAAGAGUUGAGCGAAAACUGUGGAUUUGUUAUUCCGCUUUAGACUCAAUAAGCACCCUGAAGCUAUAUGAAAGUUUGAGGUGUAAACUGUCUAAAAUGCCUUGGAAUCUUGAUGGAGUUGUGAAAGGAUCAAUGUUCAACUUCUAUGAGAAAUAUUGGCGUCCAUUUGGUGAGCUUCUAGUAAAGAUGGAAACCGAGGGAAUGCUGGUUGAUCGUGCCUAUCUUUCUGAGGUUGAAAAGGUGGCUAACGCAGAACAGCAGGUUGCUGCUGAUAGAUUUCGCAAGUGGGCGUCCAAGCACUGCCCAGAUGCGCGGUACAUGAAUGUGGGUAGUGAUGCACAGUUGCGCCAAUUCUUUUUUGGUGGUAUUCAGAACAGAAAGGAUGUGAAUGAGUUUCUUCCUCUAGAGAAGGAUUUCAAAGUUCCCAACACAGACAAGGUAAUCGAAGAAGGCAAGAAGAGUCCAACAAAAUAUCGCAAAAUUAAACUGCAUAAGCCCCUUGAUGUUAAUAUAGAGGCUGAUGUGUAUACUGCAAGUGGUUGGCCUUCUGUUAGUGGUGAUGCUUUAAAGGGUCUUGCUGGGAAGGUUUCUGUUGACUUUGACUUUGACUUCAUGGAUGUAGAGAAUGUUGAAGAAGUUUGUAAUGCAGGGGAUGGUGAAGCUUGCGAGGACCCUGAUAAGUCUGCUUAUGGAGCAGCGUAUACAGCAUUUGGUGGUGGGCAGGCGGGAGUUGAGGCUUGCCAUGCCAUUGCUGCUUUAUGUGAAGUUUGUUCAAUAGACUCUUUGAUAUCCAACUUUAUUCUUCCCUUGCAGGGUAAUCAUAUAUCAGGCAAGGAGGGGAGAAUUCAUUGUUCACUGAAUAUUAACACGGAAACUGGUCGCUUAUCUGCCAGAAGACCAAAUUUGCAGAACCAACCUGCUUUAGAGAAAGACCGGUAUAAGAUUCGUCAGGCAUUUAUAGCUGCACCUGACAACUCUCUGAUAGUUGCUGAUUAUGGUCAGUUGGAACUUAGGAUUCUUGCACAUCUUGCCAACUGUAAGAGCAUGUUGGAUGCUUUCAAGGCAGGUGGAGACUUCCAUUCGAGGACUGCAAUGAACAUGUAUCCACAUAUUCGUGAAGCUGUUGAACGGAAGCAUGUGCUUCUUGAGUGGCAUGCUGAACCUGGUGAAGAUAAGCCUCCAGCUCCUCUGCUAAAGGAUGCUUUUGCUUCUGAAAGACGGAAAGCGAAGAUGCUUAACUUUUCCAUUGCAUACGGGAAAACUACGGUGGGGCUGGCCCGUGAUUGGAAGGUUUCUAUCAAGGAAGCCAAGGAAACAGUUGAUCGCUGGUAUAGUGACCGGCAAGAAGUAUUGUCUUGGCAGGAAAAACGCAAAAAAGAAGCACUCGUAAAUGGAUGUGUUCACACAUUGUUAGGACGGGCUCGCAGGUUCCCAUCUCUGAGAAAUGCAACUCCAUGGCACAAGAGUCAUAUUGAACGGGCUGCCAUCAAUACCCCUGUGCAGGGAAGUGCUGCUGAUGUUGCAAUGUGUGCUAUGUUAGAAAUAUCAAAGAAUGCACAACUGAAGGAGAUUGGUUGGAGGCUUCUUUUACAGGUUCACGACGAAGUGAUAUUGGAAGGGCCGACAGAAUCUGCUGAGGUUGCCAAGGAUAUUGUGGUUGACUGCAUGUCGAAACCUUUUGAUGGGAAGAAUAUCCUUAAAGUUGAUUUAUCUGUUGAUGCCAAAUGUGCGAAGAACUGUGAGGGUAGGAAAGAUGGAUACGCUGCUGUUCAGCAUUUUGUAAUUCAAUGUGGGAAUUUGUAA
Fraxinus pennsylvanica is the source of this 3333-nucleotide messenger RNA. The record is from the annotation of a GenBank genome assembly. Lineage: Eukaryota; Viridiplantae; Streptophyta; Magnoliopsida; Lamiales; Oleaceae.